This is a messenger RNA of Scomber japonicus (chub mackerel), 1722 nucleotides long. Its product is annotated as ubiquilin-1-like. Gene Ontology annotation, biological process: ubiquitin-dependent protein catabolic process. Gene Ontology annotation, cellular component: cytosol. The record is from RefSeq and is a predicted model, not a curated record. Lineage: Eukaryota; Metazoa; Chordata; Actinopteri; Scombriformes; Scombridae. Gene Ontology annotation, molecular function: polyubiquitin modification-dependent protein binding.
AUGUCACGCGCGGUGAAGGAUGAACCGAGAGCACCGUGUGAGUGUCCGAAGUAUGACAAGAUCCACAUUGCUGUCAAAAGUGUUAAAGAGAGCAAAUACUUUAACGUUGGAGGAGACUGCACCGUCAGACAGCUGAAAUGGGGUCUAGCAGAGCACCGUGGAGCCCCGGCAGAAGAGCUGGUGCUGAUCCACUCUGGCCGGGCCCUCAAAGAUGCAGAACUGCUGAGUCACCUUAAAAGACAGGAUGGGUUAGUGAGCCUGUGCAUGAUCCAAAGACCUCAGCAUUCAUCUGUGGUUCCCACCAAUGACCCAACUUCAGAACCACUCCAGUCAGACCUCACAGCCGUUCUUCACCCUGAACCUGACAACUUUACACCAUCUCCCACCUCCCCCUUCUGCCUGGUGGAAGGUCUGGACAGCCUUGGCCUAACAAACAACGGGCCUGGUUUCUUCCCUGCACUUCAACGCCAGAUGGAGAGGCAGCUACUGGCUGACCCGGAGAUCAUGCGCCAUGUCCUGGGCAGCCCCUUUGUGCAGAAUACCCUCUCUAACGCCAGCCCUCAGCUCACCAGACAACUCAUUCUGUCUAGUCCCCAAAUCCAGCAGCUCCUACAGACAAAUUCAGAGGAGGUGGGGGAUAUGCUCAACAACACAGAUGUUGUAACACAGGUUUUAGAGCUCAUCAGGAACCCUGACAUGAUACAUGAAGUGAUGCAUGAUGAAGACAGAGCAUUAGACAAUCUACAACCAAAGCAGGACAACUCUGAAACCACCACUGGUGAUUCUGAUGACUUUCAAGAAAAUGACAGUCUCAAACUACCACAAAUCCAAAGAGGAGUGCCGCCAGUGGUGCCUGCAUCGUCUGAGAAUCAACAACCACCUGAAAGAGACAGAGAGAAGACUCCAUCACUUUCCAGCCACUCCACAGAUCCUCUCAGAGGACUGACUGCCAACCACACACCUGAUCCAAACCCUCACCCACUUACUAACCAAAAAAUGAAAUCAAAUCUACAAUAUUUGCCUCAUCUAUAUGAAUUAUGUGGCUGUGUUUCUCUUGCCUCAGGUAUGCAGUCACUGCUAGAGGAGAUCACAGCUAGUCCAGGACUGAUGGAGAGCCUGCUUUCUGGGCCUUACGUCAGCUGUCUUCUGAAUUGCCUCAGCCAGAACCCCGACCUGGCAGCACAGAUGUUGCUGAGCCACCCUUUGUUCUCAGGAAAUCCUCAACUGCAGCUGCAGAUGAGACAGCAGCUCCCUCUAUUCCUGGAACAGAUGCAGAAUCCAGAGCUGCUGGGAGCAUUGUUAAACCCCAGAGCCAUGGGGGCUCUGCUUCAGAUCCAACAGGGCCUCCAGACUCUGAGUGCAGAGGCCCCUGCCCUCAUACCUGAGACUGAACUAGGAAAUAUCAGAGCCAAUGUUAAUGCUGCCCCCGAACACAGGUCUGACUCUGUGCUGAAUGGCCAAUCAGCAAGUGGUCCUCAGGUUGCCACAGUGACAGAACAGCAGCAGCAGUUUGUACAACAGAUGCUACAGGCAUUGGCUAAUGCUAAUCAUGAGGUCAAUCACGAAGAAGCUGAUUUUUAGAAGGAGCUGGAUCAGCUGAGCUCUGUUGGCUUCCGAGACAGAGCUAACCUUCAGGCCCUCAUCAGCACCCAAGGAGACCUCACCACUGCUGUCAUUGACACACAGAUGUUUCCUUGUCCACAUAUGUGCACACAUAAAUGA